Molecule: messenger RNA, 219 nt
Organism: Cooperia oncophora
Lineage: Eukaryota; Metazoa; Nematoda; Chromadorea; Rhabditida; Trichostrongylidae
Source: the annotation of a GenBank genome assembly
AUGUAUUCUGAAACCCUGAAUCUGAAACCACCUAUCAGUGUAGCAGCUGUAUUGCGAGAAUUCAGAUACAAUGACAUCAUCUGCAUCGAUUCGACACGUGUGGUUCUGAAGGAUAGACCGUCAGAUGAUGACUAUAUUCACGCGAGUUGGAUGACGAUGCCAGACCAAUUUAAAUACAUAUGUACGCAGGUAGAGAAAGAAACUUUGCCACUUGAGUAA